AUGGUGGCUCCGUCGUUGGACGAAGAAACAGCCAAGAAAGUCAUUCGACAGGUCGAGUUCUACUUCAGUGAUAGCAAUCUUCCUAGGGAUAAGUUUCUCAGCAACACACUUAGUGAGAGUCAAGAUGGCAUGGUUAAAGAUGUUGCAGAAGAUACAGUGAAAGCUGUGGCUGAAAUUUUAAGGACAUCUUCAUUCCUGAAAGUUUCUGAAAAUGGGAAGAAGGUUGGUAGGGCUACAGAACUUUUAAAGCCAGAGGAGAUAAUAGAGCAAUUAGAGGUGAAAACAAUAGCUGCUUCGCCACUGGAGUAUGAUGUGAAGCUUGAAGAUGUAGAGUCUUUCUUUUGUCAGUUUGGGAAGGUUAAUAGUGUGAGGCUGCCUCGUCAUGUUGUAGACAAAAGGUUAUUCUGUGGCACUGCUCUGGUUGAGUUCUCUACUGAGGAAGAUGCUGAAAAUAUUUUGAAGCAGAGCUUGGAUUAUGCAGGUGUCAGAUUAGAGGUGAAACCAAAGAAGGAAUUUGAUGCAGAAAGAGCAAAGCAAACCAAAGAAGUUGAGAAUUCUCGGUCCCUGGUAGCUUCGAAUCGUAAAAACAAUUCCAAUGCAGAAGCAAAUUAUCCCAAAGGCUUAAUUGUUGCAUUUAAGUUGAAGAGGAUCUCAGCUGAAGGUUCUGCAGAACAAAAUGAUUGUGAUGACGUAGAUGGUUGCAAAUCAGAUGGAGAACCAGAUUCCACCGCAAAUGUUGCCCAAGAAACUGAACAAAAUGUAUCAGAAGAUGUUAAAGAUGAUGAAGAAAACCAUGCUGAGAAUCCCGAGGACAGUGAGGCAAAAGGUGAUGAGAAAUGUAGUUUGGAGACUGAAGGGAAGGAAACCGAGGAUCAAGAAAAAUCUUUUGACAAUUCCAUUCAAAAGGACGACCACGCAGCAGGUGAAGAAAAAUCAGCCACUGCAUCAUAUAAGGACAACGAAGACAUUGUUUUACGCGAGGAUCUGAAGGGUGUCUUCCAAAAGUUUGGCACCGUUAAGUAUAUUGAUUUCAAGUUUGGAUCAGAGUCUGGAUAUAUACGGUUUGAAGAUGCAGGAGGACCUCAGAAAGCACGUGCUGCUGCUGUUCUUGCUGAGGAAGGUGGUCUGGUUGUGAAAAAUUUCAUUGCAACUUUAGAUCCUGUCACUGGUGAGGCUGAGAGAGAGUACUGGAGUCUGCUCCGUUGUAAUCAGGAAAAACACUGGGACAACAAGGGAAACCGGGGGUGGGGAGGAAAGCAUAAUAGAGGCAGGAAGCAAUUUAAUGGGAAGCACUCACGCUCUAGGGAUAAUGAUCCUGUAAGUCGCCGCCCAAAUAAAGUUCAGAAAGUUGGAGCAGCAUAAUCCAUCAUACAACCUCCUCUUUACUUAAAUUGUCACCAAUUUUGUGCAGUUACUGCGGUCUCCUUUAUCUGGUUGUUGGGAUAACUAAGAAAUGAUAUGUGUUUCCUUUUAUUACCAUAGUAUAGUAUUUUUUAUUUUAUUUUAUUUUAUCUGAGUUUCUUAUCAUUUCUACUGUAUUGCGGAACCUAAGGUUCGGUCCAAGCCUACCACUGCACCAUGUUUCUGUCGUGGUGGGUAGGAGUGUCAAUUUUUGGCUGGACAUAUUGGUUUUAUAUGCUAUCUGCAUAUUUGUGAUUUUGAAAAUGACAUAAUUAAUUAAUACGGGAAUAGAUGG
This is a messenger RNA of Ilex paraguariensis (yerba mate), 1696 nucleotides long. The record is from the annotation of a GenBank genome assembly. NCBI's taxonomy places the organism in Eukaryota, Viridiplantae, Streptophyta, Magnoliopsida, Aquifoliales, Aquifoliaceae.